GACGGCGGCUCGGCCGUGCCUGCGUUGCGGGCUGUGGCGAGCGGCGCCGUGUAAAUGGAUCGCCAUUCCAGCUACAUCUUCAUCUGGCUGCAACUGGAGCUGUGCGCCAUGGCCGUCCUGCUCACCAGAGUGCAGACUGUAGGAGGAGGACAUUUGACUAUUCAGUCAGCUUUGAAAGCCUUGGUGCUACUGUAGUGGCAAGUACAGUAGGCACACCAGAAGUAGUUUUAAGUUCGUUCUUCCAAGGAUGUCUCCAAAAUCUGACUUCCUCUUAAACCUUGGCUCGAUGGCACAUUGAGUUAUGUUUGAGUUGCAACUUGCCUGGAAAGAGUGAAAUCAGAUGCUACUGUGAUGCUGCACACUGUGUUGCAACUGGCUAUAUGUGCAAAUCUGAGCUUAGUGCCUGCUUCUCCAGACUGCUUGAUCCUCAGAAUACACAUUCUCCACUUACUCAUGGCUGCUUGGACUCUAUUGCAAGCACAGCUGAGAUCUGCCAAGCCAAACAAGCACAAAACCACUCUGGCACCACCACCAUGUCCACGUUGGAAUGCUGUCAUGAAGAUAUGUGCAAUUACAGAGGACUACAUGAUGUUUUGUCUCCUUCCAGGGGCGAUGCUUCAGGACAAGGGAGCAGAUAUCAACAUGACAGCAGCAGGAAUCUCAUCACCAAGGUGCAAGAAUUGACUUCCUCGAAAGAGUUAUGGUUCAGGGCAGCUGUAAUUGCUGUUCCAAUAGCUGGUGGGCUAAUCUUGGUGCUCCUCAUCAUGCUGGCCUUGAGGAUGCUCAGGAGUGAAAACAAGAGACUGCAAGAUCAGCGACAGCAAAUGCUCUCUCGUUUGCACUACAGUUUUCAUGGACAUCAUUCGAAAAAAGGGCAGGUGGCAAAAUUGGACUUGGAAUGCAUGGUGCCUGUGACUGGUCACGAGAACUGCUGCAUGACCUGUGAUAAAAUGAGACAUUCAGACCUCAGCAAUGAUAAAAUUCUUUCACUAGUCCACUGGGGAAUGUACAGCGGACAUGGAAAGCUGGAAUUUGUAUGACCAAUUAUUUUUUAAUCUGAGCUAAACUUACUCUCUGAACUCUUGAAGGCCUUUGGGUUCUGCUGGACAGGAGCACUUUAUCUUAAAACAAAAACUCUCAUAAAUCAUCUUUGAGAAACAAAGGACCUCUGCAAACAGAAUCUUGGAUAUUUCUUCUGAAGGAUUCCAAAAGUUGUCUUAUUUGCACAGAGUAAAAUACACUCAAAUGUAUUGUUUGCUUCAGAGUUGUGAAAGCAAAAGUUAGAAGUUGUAAACACUGUCACCAGGGUUAUCUGAACUGUAGGGAGCUGAGAACUGAGUUAUUAUAAUAAACUGUAUGCAAGCUCCUAUGUUUCCUGACUUAUUGUAAAGAUUUUUUAAAAUAUAUAUAUUUUCUCUGAAA
Haemorhous mexicanus (house finch) is the source of this 1422-nucleotide messenger RNA. RefSeq names its product BMP and activin membrane bound inhibitor (gene BAMBI). Gene Ontology annotation, molecular function: frizzled binding. Gene Ontology annotation, biological process: transforming growth factor beta receptor signaling pathway; positive regulation of canonical Wnt signaling pathway; negative regulation of transforming growth factor beta receptor signaling pathway. The record is from RefSeq and is a predicted model, not a curated record. The transcript is spliced from 4 exons. Lineage: Eukaryota; Metazoa; Chordata; Aves; Passeriformes; Fringillidae. Bases 381 to 1040 code for a protein of 219 amino acids.